CGGAAGUCACACACAUGACAUGAAAGGUCAACACAACGAGGUCAGGGUGCAAAGUUGAACCAGCCGGAACGAGGCUGAACUUUUUUCCUCGUGGCUGCUGGACCAGCGCUUUAAAUUCUUCCAAAAUGGGCCGUUUGAUGCAGAAAAAGUAUGAGAGCGGAGCAGCCACAGCUUACAUCACCAGGAACAGAGCCAUCAAUUAUCUACAGAUCAGCCUGCCAGAUUUCAGACGACUAUGUAUCCUGAAGGGAGUGUACCCCCGGGAACCCAAGAACAAGAAGAAGGCCAACAAAGGCUCCACAGCACCCAGGACUUUCUACCUGAUGAAGGAUAUCCAGUAUCUCUCUCAUGAACCAAUCAUCAACAAGUUUAGGGAGUUCAAGGUCUUUGUCCGAAAGUUGAAGAAAGCAUUUGCCAAAGCAGAACAUGGAAGAGCACAGACCCUACAGGAGAACAAACCUGUCUACAAGCUGGAUCACAUCAUCAAAGAAAGAUAUCCCACAUUUGUUGAUGCUCUGCGGGAUCUUGAUGACUGCCUGUGCUUGGUGUUCCUGUUUGCAACAUUCCCUCAAACCAAAAACAUUCCAGGAGACUUUGUGCAAAGAUGUAGACACUUGUCAGUUGAAUUUAUGAAUUUCAUUGUGGCUGCAAGGGCUUUGAGAAAGGUGUUCCUGUCGAUCAAGGGUAUCUACUACCAGGUGGAGAUGCAGGGUCAGGUGGUGACCUGGCUUGUGCCAUACAGCUUUGGCUUCAAUGCAAAGGCAUGUGCAGAUGUUGACUUCCGUGUUAUGGCCCACUUUGUUGAAUUCUACAUCACGAUGUUGGGGUUUGUUAACUUCAAACUUUACACGUCACUUGGGCUACACUACCCUCCAAAGCUUACAUUUGAAGCCAAACUGAAAGAUGACGAUGAGAAAAACGCCUACUGUCUGGAGUCUGAGGCUACUGGAGAGAGACUGGCAGCUCUCAGUGCCAGCUUGGCAUCUGUGGUGACACAGAGUACAGAGGAAGAUGAGGUAGAAUUGGAUGAGUUUGAGGACAGUAGGACACAGGAGGCAAAACAAGAGGAGGAGAAAGAAAAAGCCUUCCAGAAACUAUUCAAUGGUCUGAAGGUGUUUGUAUCCAGGGAGGUGCCUAGGGAACCAGUUGUAUUUGCAGUCAGGAGUUUUGGUGGUGAGGCAUCGUGGGACAGGUCUGUUGCCAUGGGAGCGGCAUUUGACGAGAGUGAUGAGACCAUCACCCAUCAGAUCGUGGACAGACCAAAACCCGACAGACAGUAUCUGUCAAGGUACUACAUCCAGCCACAGUGGUUGUUUGACUGUGUGAAUGCUAAGAUGCUGCUGCCUGUAGAGGACUACUUCCCAGGUGUGGUUCUGCCCCCCCACCUCUCACCUUUUGUAGAGUACAAGGAAGGGGACUAUGUGCCACCGGAGAAGGAAGCAUUGUCCAGAAGACAGCAGGGUUUGGAUACUGGAGAUGCAGUAGCCAAAGAAGCUGAAGAUUCAGAGGAAGAGGAUGAGAAUGAAGAGGAGGAGGGACAAGAAGAGGAAGAUGAGGAGAUAGAUGAUGAAGAUCAAGAAGAGGAAGAAGUAGAGGAUGAAGAUGAUGAUGAUGAAGAUGAUGAUGAGGAGGAGGAUGAAGAUGAAGAGGAGGAAGAGGUGCAAAAAGUGGAGAAGAAAACACCACUGAAGAGAAAACAGGAUGAUGAUGUCUCAGACACUCCUCCCAGCAGCAUCAAAGUCAAGGAGGGGAAACUGGACUAUGAGGAUGCAAGUUCAAAGGCAAACCGUGAGGAGUGGGAGGCCAGGAAGCUGGCCAUCAUGAUGAUCCCCAAGAAACGGAAAAGGCUCUUUGAGAAACUUUCCAAGAGGGAAAGGAGGAAGAAACAUGAGGCAAAGAAACUUACAGCCAAGCGAGAGGAGUUUGAAAAGAGCCAGAAGACCAUGAAGAAGAAACAAAGGCUAAGCAACAAUUAAAAGUAUACUGCUUGUGCUAUAAGACAAACUAUGUACAGAUUUAGCAACUUAAAGUUAAACAAGACGUUAAAGUGUUUUAACUCAAUUGUUAGUACACACUGAUAGAGACAUUCACUAUGAAAACUCUCUGAAACUCUAACUCUAUAAAGUUAUGUUGAGCUUGCUUAAAAAUGGUUUUGUUGAGGAGCAUUUUGUCUAUUGUAUCACAGUGUUAUGGAAUAUGGCAAAGAAUCGUGUAUUUAUAGGUUUACAAGUAGGUAUUGUUUUUAAUUUUGCUGAUAGCAGAUACAUUUAGUUCUUAUUCCCUCACUAUUGUAAGAACUAAAUCCAAAUGUCUAGAUCAGAAUUUAUGAGGUUAAAUCUUGUGCUACAAAAUCUGGAGUAAUUUUUCUGCAUUGACAUAGUGCUGAAGAACUACAUUAAACCUGUACAGGUCCUCUAAUU
This is a messenger RNA of Branchiostoma floridae (Florida lancelet), 2420 nucleotides long. Its product is annotated as pescadillo-like. The record is from RefSeq and is a predicted model, not a curated record. The transcript is spliced from 18 exons. Gene Ontology annotation, biological process: maturation of LSU-rRNA from tricistronic rRNA transcript (SSU-rRNA, 5.8S rRNA, LSU-rRNA); ribosome biogenesis. Gene Ontology annotation, cellular component: nucleolus; PeBoW complex. Gene Ontology annotation, molecular function: RNA binding. Lineage: Eukaryota; Metazoa; Chordata; Leptocardii; Amphioxiformes; Branchiostomatidae. Bases 126 to 1976 code for a protein of 616 amino acids.